GGAAUGCAAAUGAGUUAUGGCAUCGGGCCGCCGCGCCGCCGCCUGAGGGAGGAGGGAGCGGCCGCGGGCCCGGCCCCGCCGGCACCGGCACCGGCACCGGCACCGGGACCCCCCUGCGCCCCCCGCCCGUCCCCGGAGGCGCCUGGGCCAUGGCCGUGGCCGGCGGGAGCCUCUCCGCCCGGGCCGCAGCUCUAGCCUGACCCCCGCUGCCUCGCGGCACCCCGGCGCCCCGCCAUGGAGAACGAGCAGCUCCCGGCACCUCUGCCCUCCAGCAGCGCCGGCGGCACUGCCACAACGCCCAGCAGCACCGGCACCGCGCGCCCGCCCGCUCCCCAGAUCUCCGUCUACAGCAGCAUCCCUGACCGCCAGACAGUCCAGGUGAUCCAGCAAGCGCUGCACCGGCAGCCCAACACGGCGGCGCAGUACCUGCAGCAGAUGUACGCGGCGCAGCAGCAGCACCUGAUGCUGCAGACGGCCGCGCUCCAGCAGCAGCACCUCACCAGCGCCCAGCUCCAGAGCCUGGCCGCCGUCCAGCAGGCGAGCCUGGCGGCAAACAGGCAGAGCGGCUCUUCGGGCGCGAACGGCGCCCAGCCGGCACCGCAGCAGCAGCCCACGAUCAACCUGGCGACGUCACCGGCGGCCGCGCAGCUCCUGAACCGGGCGCAGAGCGUGGCCCCCGGCGCCUCGGGCAUCGCGCAGCAAGCCGUGCUGCUGGGCAACGCCGCCUCGCCCGCCCUCACCGCCAGCCAGGCCCAGAUGUACCUGCGGGCGCAGAUGCUCAUCUUCACGCCCACGGGGCCCGUCAGCGCUGUCCGGCCCGAGAGCCCUGCGCCCGCCCCGCCGCCCGCCCCGCCGCCCGCCGCACCGCCCGCCGCCCCCCAGGUGCACAGCCUGGCCCUGCGCCCCGCUGGCCCCCACCUCCCUGCCCUGGCCAUGAAGCCCCCCGGCGGUCCCCCACCCCGGGCCGGCCCCCCUCGGGGCCCCCCACCUGACCCCCCCACCGAGCACCUCAAAAAAGCCGAGGGGCCUGACGCCCGCGCCCACCCCCUGGCCCGUGCCACCGCCCCCGCUGCCGCCCACCCGCUCGUCACCCCAGCCUAUGCCCCGCUGCAGCCCCCCCAGUUCCUGCAGCAGCCGCCGAAGCCGAUGCCGCCGCAGCCGCAGCAGUUCGUCAUCCAGCAGCAGCAGCAGCAGCAGCAGCAGCAGUUGGCGCCCCGUGGGCAGCCCCCCCCGGGCCCCCCCGCAGCCCCCCAACUCCAACCCCUGCCCCCUGCCAGCCCCGGCCCGGCCCCCCAACCCAAAGCAGGGCUCCCCCAAGGAGCGGGGGGUGAAAGCGGCCCCCCCAACGGUCACCCCGGCUGCCACGCUGCCCCCCGCAAGUUCCAGCACGCCUCUGCCGUCAUCCUGCAGCUGCAGCCCGCCGGCGCCACGCCCCCACUCGGGGUCCCCGAGGGCGCCCGCCGGGACCCGCUGCCCGCCCCGAGGAGCGCUGAGAGCCCACCCGCCGCCCCGCCGCAGCCCCCCGCCCUCUCGCCGCCCGCUGCCCCCCCGGGCCCUGACACCCCCGAGGGCGAGCGGCCCCCCACUCACGAGCCGCCCGCCGAGCGCCUUCAUGCUCAGCCCCCGCCGCUGCCCAGCGUUCCCGGCAUGACCUCGGGCACCGGGAGCUCUGCCUCCACCGUCGCCGGCGCUGCCCCCCACAAUGGUGAGAACAAACCGCCCCAGGCCAUCGUGAAACCCCAAAUCCUCACCCACGUUAUCGAGGGCUUCGUCAUCCAGGAAGGGGCAGAACCGUUCCCGGUGGGGCGCUCCUCGUUGCUGGUGGGAAACCUGAAGAAGAAGUAUGCGCAGGAGCUGCUGGCUGAGAAACUCCCACAGCAGGACAACACCACCACCACCGACUCCGAAAUGGAGGAACCUUAUUUACAAGGCGUCCCUCCGCGCCCCCCAGAAUCCAAAGAGGAGGGGAACCCCCCCAAACUGAAGUGCGAGCUCUGCGGCCGCGUCGACUUCGCUUACAAAUUCAAGCGCUCCAAGCGCUUCUGCUCCAUGGCUUGUGCCAAGAGGUACAAUGUGGGGUGCACGAAGCGGGUGGGUUUGUUCCACCCCGAUCGCAGCAAGCUGCAAAAACCCGGCGGUCCUCCCCACGGCCGCCGCCGGACCUGCAAGGGGACAUUGCCCACCCUCAGCAAAGACACCAAGAAGCAGCCGCCGGUUUCUCUCUCGCCGGGUUCGGUGCCUCUUUCCGUGACGGCGUCGUUGCAGCUCAACCACAGCCAAGAAGAUUCGAGUCGUUGUUCGGAUAAUUCGAGCUACGAGGAACCGCUCUCCCCCAUCUCGGCCAGCUCCUCCACGUCCCGCCGGCGGCAGGGCGAGCGAGACCUGGAGCUGCGUGAGAUGGAGCUGCCCGACGUCCACGUCCGCGACCUGGCCAGCAUCGGCCACCGCUUCCUGCCGAGCGAGCCCAGCAAGUGGAACGUGGAGGACGUCUACGAGUUCAUCCGCUCGCUGCCGGGCUGCCAGGAGAUCGCGGAGGAGUUCAGGGCGCAGGAGAUCGACGGGCAGGCGCUGCUGCUGCUGAAGGAGGAUCAUCUCAUGAGCACCAUGAACAUCAAACUGGGGCCGGCCCUCAAGAUCUACGCCCGCAUCAGCAUGCUCAAGGACUCCUAGAGCCGGUUGGGUGGCGGGGCGGGGGGGGGGGGCACCCAUGGGACACCCGUGGGACACCCUCCCCUCCAAACCCCUGCCCAGCUGUGGGGAGGGGGGCUGGUGGGGGGCGGGGGGGGAGUCACUUCUGAGCACAACCCAACCCCAGGGCACACACACACACCCCACACCCCCCACCCUCCCCCCCCCCC
Tyto alba (common barn owl) is the source of this 2858-nucleotide messenger RNA. It is a transcript of the gene PHC2, whose product is annotated as polyhomeotic homolog 2. Gene Ontology annotation, molecular function: zinc ion binding; protein binding. The record is from RefSeq and is a predicted model, not a curated record. Gene Ontology annotation, cellular component: nucleus; PRC1 complex. The coding region runs from base 235 to 2670 and encodes 811 amino acids. The transcript is spliced from 15 exons. Lineage: Eukaryota; Metazoa; Chordata; Aves; Strigiformes; Tytonidae.